Messenger RNA from Sipha flava (yellow sugarcane aphid), 1368 nucleotides. RefSeq lists its product as uncharacterized. The record is from RefSeq and is a predicted model, not a curated record. The transcript has 5 exons. Gene Ontology annotation, biological process: endosome to lysosome transport; intracellular protein transport; regulation of synaptic vesicle exocytosis. Gene Ontology annotation, cellular component: BORC complex; BLOC-1 complex; synaptic vesicle. Bases 286 to 1020 code for a protein of 244 amino acids. Gene Ontology annotation, molecular function: SNARE binding. Lineage: Eukaryota; Metazoa; Arthropoda; Insecta; Hemiptera; Aphididae.
UUCUGUGAUAUUACUACAGAAGGAUCACAAUAUCACUGCGUAAAUCGUUGAUAAGACCUGUUGUCACAUGACUAUCAUUUCACUUUCUAGCAACGUCUGUGGUGUUAUCGGUGUUGUUAUCAUUUAUCGCACAAGCGAUUUGGUAUCCGUAAAAUGUGCACUAAUUCAUAUUUCUAUCUCGACUUUCUUUGUUUCAACUAGUUACCCGGAAUUGUUCGUUCCUGGUACACCGGUCUCGCCGACGAAAAAUAACGCCACAGCACCGUUUUGUCUAUACCGUGAUCUAUGGACGACGAAACCCCGUCAGCCGUCUCGCAUACUACGGCAGUAACGAAUGAUCGGGUGGAUACACCAUUGAACAGCUCUAUAGCGGACUAUUCGCCAGACGAUGAGGACCUCGACGAAGCAGCAGUCGCCGCCACAGCUGCGGCCGAAGCCACUCGGGACACGUUAGCUGACGGUCUGGUAGCCAGCCUACUCAGACCGUGCGUGGACUGCCUGGAUGCAUCAGUUCAGUGCACAAGGUUGAGCCAGCUUGAUCUGAAACUACAACUCGACUCAUUGGCCGCAGAAUUAAAGCGUCUGUCGCUGGCCCAGCAUGAUUACUUAUUUGCCGUUUCGUCAGCAACAUCACCACAGUCGCCCACCACUGCCGACAAGAUUGCAUCAGUUACUUCAUCCAAGACAGUUGCCAACACAAGUGUCCUACUAGACGGCUAUGCUCGUAGACUGUGCGAUGCUCGGGCUAAGAUUGCUGUAGUGGGAAACAUACUAGAGUCCACACAGGACCGCCUACGAGUACUCUCUCACCGCAUUGGACGAGAGCACAAUAAUCGCCGGUCACUUUUAGAACCUCCAACGGUAGUGAAUGGUUCGGUCACAGAAGAUUCAGAAGUGGAGGAGUUGGAAGAUAAAAUCAUAGUAGAAGAAAACAAUUAUAAUAAGGAUGAAAAUGAUAGCAAACAGGUGGAUGAAGCUGUAACAUCAACAACAGCAUCGGAACCAUCAACAUUAUCAUGAUGAUGGACGUUGCAGGCAUCCUGGUAUGUGACAGUUUUAAUUCGUCGACACCAUUAAUAAUAGACCACCAUUACCUAGAAGUUGCAACUGAUAUUAUGGUCUCGAUCAUUUUCAUUGUUGACCACUCUUAAUUCUGGGUUGAUGCAUAUCUGGAAAACAAUUGGUUGCAUCUGUCAGAUGAAACAGCGUAUGCUCUAUGGUUAUUUCUCUAAUUGACUGCCAUUACAGUUGGGAUGUUAAAUUCACAUUCCAAUACAUAUUAUUGCUGUAUAUAAACAUAAGCAAUAUUAUUUUAAUAUAUACAUUAUUAUAUUUAUAAACACUAUUGUAUAUUUUCUAUUAUAGUAC